CCGUCUGGCAACGUCGACAAUUUCACUGACACUCGCGAGAGAAAAAUCUCGGCCGCCGCAUUACGCGACGCGUGCGCCCCGGCGGCCGGAGAACGUCGCGACGCCCGCCGCCUCCGGCACACGCGGUGCGGAGCGUCGGGACGGCAGAGCGGCCGUCGUCGCGUCAGUCGCUUUGGGGACGCGCGACCGCCAACGACCGUCUGACCACCUGUUGACGCGCGAGUCACUUUUUUUUCACUCAAAAAAAAAAAAAAUUCCAAAAUUUCGCAGGGGCUGAAGAAACAAUUGAACUAACUUUCCUCCCCCUGACACCCUCGCGCGCGCUCAAAUAGUGAUUGAGGAACGCGAAGUAGUGGCGACGUCCGGAGUAGUCGUGGUGCAGUUUCCUUAAGAGAGUUCGCGUCUUUUUAAAUUAUUUAUUAAUUAAUGGUUGGCAAUGCGAAGGAAACUAAUUAUAGACCAGGUGCGGACGUUGCUUUAAAAUGAACUUUGCGGCUUCAUAACAAGGAGCGAAGAUGCUGAAUCUGUUUCAUAAACUGUCGAAAAAGAGAAGAACAUUAAUUACUCUGCAGCAGCAGCACCACCACCGUUUUUUCAGUGAUAUUUGCUCAAAAUAGCCCCCGUGCGGCCGCAUUCGGCGGGAGAGGGGGGCCCCGGAAAUCGAUAACGGUCCUCUAUGCGGCCCUUUUUCCUACACAACAAUAAUUAGUCCUGAAAUCUUCCAGUUUUAUAUACAAACAAAAAUUAAACAACAACCGCCAAAACAAUCGCCAAAAAAAAAAACAAUUAACUUAAAGACACCGCGUGGGGGGGGGCCAAGGGGGUAAUGAUUAACGGCCACCAUGACGAUGUGGCAGAGCGGGAUGGGGACCCACGGGGGGAAAAACAACGCCUGGCUCAAGCUGAUGGGGAUCAUGCACAAGGAGCGAAGGCACCACGACUCCGGGGGACCCGGCAGUACCGACAAGGCGCUCAGUCAGUCGCUGCCCAAGCUCAGCAGCCAGGACGAGGACGGGCACACCCCCCACUCCCAGUUCACUGGAGUUGCGCACUUCGAGCCCAUUCCACACGACCACGAUUUUUGCGAGCGUGUCGUCAUUAACGUUAGCGGUCUACGUUUCGAGACCCAACUGCGCACCCUCAAUCAGUUUCCCGACACGUUGCUAGGAGACCCCGCGCGCCGGAUCCGGUACUUCGAUCCGCUCCGGAAUGAGUACUUCUUCGACCGGAAUCGGCCCUCGUUCGACGCCAUUUUGUAUUAUUAUCAGUCCGGGGGAAGGCUCCGGAGGCCGGUCAACGUGCCCCUGGACGUUUUCAGCGAGGAAAUCAAGUUUUACGAGCUGGGCGAGCCGGCGAUCAGCAAGUUUAGGGAGGACGAGGGAUUUAUUAAGGAGGAAGAAAAACCGUUACCGAGCCGCGAGUUCCAGCGCGACGUGUGGCUCCUGUUCGAGUACCCGGAGUCCUCGCAGGCAGCGCGCGUGGUCGCCAUCAUUUCCGUCUUCGUCAUCCUCCUGUCGAUCGUCAUCUUCUGUCUCGAAACGUUGCCCGAGUUCAAGCACUACCACGUCUUCAACACGACCACCAACGGCACCAAGAUCGAGGAGGACGAGGUGCCCGACAUCACCGAUCCGUUUUUCCUCAUCGAGACGAUCUGCAUCGUCUGGUUCACGUUCGAGUUGUCGGUGCGGUUCUUGGCGUGUCCGAAUAAGUUGCACUUCUUCCGUGACGUCAUGAAUUUCAUCGACAUCAUCGCGAUCAUCCCGUAUUUCAUCACGUUGGCGACGGUGGUGGCGGAGGAGGAGGACCCGAUCCAGCUGCCCCGCGCUCCCGUCAGUCCCCAGGAUAAAAGCACGAACCAAGCGAUGUCGCUGGCGAUAUUGCGGGUAAUCCGAUUGGUCCGAGUCUUCCGUAUAUUCAAGCUGAGCAGACACAGCAAGGGCCUCCAGAUAUUGGGGCGCACCCUCAAGGCGAGCAUGCGCGAACUCGGUCUGCUCAUCUUCUUCCUAUUCAUCGGCGUGGUGCUGUUCUCGUCGGCCGUGUACUUCGCUGAGGCGGGCAGCGAGAACUCAUUCUUCAAGUCGAUCCCGGACGCGUUCUGGUGGGCCGUCGUUACGAUGACGACCGUCGGAUACGGCGACAUGACGCCCGUGGGAGUAUGGGGCAAAAUCGUCGGUUCCUUAUGCGCGAUCGCCGGCGUCCUCACCAUCGCCCUCCCCGUGCCCGUCAUCGUCUCGAACUUCAACUACUUCUACCACCGGGAGACCGAUCAGGAGGAGAUGCAGAGUCAGAACUUUAAUCACGUGACCAGUUGCCCCUAUUUGCCCGGCACAUUGGGUCAACACAUGAAAAAGGGGUCGCUGAGCGAGUCCUCGAGCGACCUGGUCGAGCUCGAGGAGGGUCUGCUGGUGACGCGAGAUCAGCUGACCCGCAAACAGAACUGCAGCAACCCGACGUCGCGACGCCAAAAUAACAACAUUAAUGCGGUUACCAUGGAGACUGACGUUUGACUACAAGUGAUGGAUGCUCGUCUGCGUCCCCAUUACUACUACUACUACUACUACUGCUACCACCACUAUAACACUUGGGGCGGCACCACAGCAGCCGCCGCCCAGUUCGCCAUCAUCGCCGCCCUUUUUCAUCAUCAUCGUCAUCGCAGCCGCCGCCUCCAUCAGCCCUACGAGAGCCGCCCUUUAGUAGUACUUCUCUUAUUAAUUAUUAACGUUUGCUACGGUAGACGGAGACGACGGCGAAGAAGAAGAAGAAGAAGAAGACGGAGAAGGAAAAUUCGUCCUCCCUUCUACGUUACCGCCCCCCCGUCGCCCUUAAAUAGCCAAAUAUUGUUGUUGUUGUUGUUGUUGUUGAUGUUGAUGUUGUGGUACGGUAGUAGUGCGGCGUCCGAUAAUAGUGUCGUUUAUUUAAGUGGAGGAAAACUGUGGGUGAUGACGAACAAUCGUGGUAGGACCGAGAAAAGGGGCGGGCCCAUGCCGCCGCCCACCGCCCCAACAAAACUGUUACUACGUCAAAUUUUUACCCCGUUUAGGACUUUUUUUAGUGUGAUCUUGAUUUUUUUUUAGGGGGGGUGGUCGCCCCCCUGUUGCCGCCGCCCCCCGUGAUAACUGUAUUAUAUUAUUAUUGAUAUGGUGCGACUGAUGUGUAAUUAAACUCGUUUUUAUUAGGGUGAGAUAUCCUGCCAAAAAAAUAAUAAAUAAAUUAUUAUUACGAUAUAAUAAUAAUAAUAAUUAAAUGAUACCUUAAGGGUUUAGAUUAAACAAGAAAUCGCCAUAAUUUAAUGAAUCGAGUCGAAGCCAACAGCAAGGGAGAGGGGGGCGUCGCGGGGUCGCCCUCCACUUGACAGCAAACGUGUUUUUUAUCUGUGAUAAUCACGCAUGAUUGAAAUAUCAAAGGGGCGGCACACCAUUAAUAAAAAACAAUUUUUACUACUACUAUUGCUUAGUGCUAAACAGCCCCCCUCUUCUUAUCCGCCCCCCCCUGUUCCGUAGGCCGCCCUUUCAAUAAUUUUUGAUGUGCCGCCCCAAUAAACAAAAGACGCCCUCCUCUCUCCUUACUAUCCUCCCCCCUUCUCCCCCCCGCGACGUCGAUGCUGCGUAGUUGUGCUCGCUCACUCACUCACAGCGACUUUUCAAAGAGAGAGAAAACUAUAGAGUUAAACUAUGACAAAACCAAUAAAAAAAAAAGGAAAAAAUUAAAUAAAAAAAGUGUAAUUAAUUAAUUAAUUAAUUAAAAUAAUUAUUAUAAUGAAAUAAAUAAAUAAAAAUUAGUUUCCGGCACUGUUUUAAGUGCUCGUAUUUUUGGGCUGUGUGAAGCUUAUUUACUACUCCCGGGGUUGGAUUAGCUUUAGCCCUCGUUACAUAUCCACCCGCGUAGAGGGGCAGACCGGGCCGUAAUUUUUUCGAUUGUUUUUGGGUUUUUUUUUUUUUGGUUUUUUUUGGGUUUUUUCGGGCUCAGUGCGGUCCUGGAUUGAUUCGUUUGUUUUUCCAGUGCAUUUUGCGUAUUUACAUCGAUCAGGGACGUGAAUUCUCCAAUAAACCUUUCCUUAAUUAAAGUUCUAUAACUUCUAGGUAGUUUCAAGCAUUUAAAUGAAAUAAAUGGUUUCUUAUAGGGAAAUGGUAUAGCUAUAGAGCUAUGUAGCUUAAUUUCUUAAAUUUCCUGAGUUUCCACACUUUUAACCCCUUCAAACUUUAAGAAUUUUUAUUCAGACCGACCAGGGACCCGAAUUCUCAAAUAAAUCCUCUCUGAGUUAAAUUACUAUAACUUUGACUCAGUUUGAGAUAUUUUAAUGAAAUAAAAAGCCUCUAGUAGGAAACUAGUGUAGCUAUACAGCUAUGCAACUGAAUUUCUUAAAUUUCCUGAGUUUCCACCCUUUUCACCCUUUCAAAUUACAAGAAUUUGUAUUCAGACCGACCAGGGACUCGAAUUCUCAAAUAAACCCUCUCUGAGUUAAAUUACUAUAACUUUGACUCACUUUAAGAUAUUUUAAUGAAAUAAACAGCCUCUAGUAGGAAAAUAAUGUGGCUAUACAACUAUAUAGCUUACUUCCCUAAUUUCCUUAAAUUUCUACCCCUUUUACCCAUUAUUCUUGACUUAAUCUUUGAGAGCUUGUAAAAAAAUUCCCCAUUAGAAAUAUUGACUUGGAUUGUUCUUUAAAUUAAAACAAAAAGAUUUCUAAACGAAUUUAGGUAACCUUAAACAAAUUUGGACAAUUUUUGAGGAAAUUAUGGAGGUUUUUGUACUGGAUGUCCUAAAAAUUUGGUCAAUUUUCACCAUCAUCUUUGACAGCCUGUAAAAAAUUAUUUUUUUAGAAUAUUGACUUGAAAUGUUUUUUAAAAUAUAAACUGAAGCUUUCCAAACAAAACAAGGUCACUUUAAACAAAUUUGGACCAUUUUUGAGGAAAUUAUGGAGGUUUUUGUACAGGGUGUCCACAAAAUUUGGUCAAUUUUCACCAUCAUCUUUGACAGCUUGUAAAAAAUUAAUUUUUUAGAAUAUUGACUUGGAAUGUUUUUUAAAAUAUAAACUGAAGUUUUCCAAACAAAAUAAGGUCACUUUGAACAAAUUUGGACCAUUUUUGAGGAAAUUAUGAAGGUUUUUGUACAGGGUGUCCAAGUAAUUGAAAAAAUUUACACCAUCAUAUUUGACUGCCUGUAAAAAAUUCCUUAUUUAAAGUAUUGAUUUGGAAUGUCUUUUAGAAUAUAAAUUGAAGUUUUCCUAAUAAAAUAGGACAACUUAAAGUGAAUUUGGACCAUUUUUGAGGAGAUUAUGGACGUUUUAGUACAGGAUGUUCAAAAAAUUGGAAAAAUGUUCGCCAUCUCAUAAGCUUCUCUAUAAUUAAAGUCUCAUAACUUUAAGUAAAUUUUACAUAUCUAGAUGAAAUAAAUCGCUUCUUAUAGGGAAAUACUGUAGCUAUACAGCUAUAUAGCUUACUUCCUUAAUUUCCUUGAAUUUCCACCAUUUUCAUCCCUUCAAAGUUCAAAGAUGUAUCUUCUAACUGACCAUGGACUCAAAUAAAUCUCCUUUGAGUUAAAUUACCAUAACUUUGACUCACUUUGAGAUAUUUUAAUCAAACAAACAGCCUCUAGUAGGAAAAUAAUGUGGCUAUACAACUAUAUAACUUACUUCCUUAAUUCCCUUCAAUUUCUACCCCUUUUACCCAUUAUUUUUGACUUAAUCUUUGAGAGCUUAUAAAAAAUUCCCCAUUAGAAAUAUUGACUUGGAUUGUUCUUUAAAGUAAAACAAAAGGAUUUCUAAACGAAUUGAGGUAACCUUAAAUAAAUUUGGACUAUUUUUGAGGAAAUUAUGGAGGUUUUUGUACAGGGUGUCCAAAAAAUUUGGUCAGUUUUCGCCAUCAUCUUUGACAGCGUGUAAAAAAUUAAUUUUUCAGAAUAUUGACUUGGAAUGUUUUUUAAAAUAUAAACUGAAGUUUUCCAAAGAAACUAAGAUAACUUUGAACAAAUUUGGACAAUUUUUGAGGAAAUUAUGGAGGUUUUUGUACAGGGUGUCCACAAAAUUUGGUCAAUUUUCGCCAUCAUCUUUGACAGCCUGUAAAAAAAUAAUUUUUUAGAAUAUUGACUUGAAAUGUUUUUUAAAAUAUAAACUGAAGUUUUCCAAACAAAUUCAGACAACUUUGAAGAAAUUUUGACAAUUUUUGAGGAAAUUAUGGAGGUUUUUGUACAGGGUGUCCAAGAAAUCGAAAAAAUUUACACCAUCAUAUUUGACAGCCUGUAAAAAAUUAAUUUUUUAGAAUAUUGACUUGGACUAUUUUUUAAAAUAUAAACUGAAGUUUUUCAAACAAACUAAGACAACUUUGAACAAAUUUGGACCAUUUUUGAGGAAAUUAUGGAGGUUUUUGUACAGGGUGUCCAAGAAAAUGAAAAAAAUUACACCAUCAUAUUUGACAGCCUGUAAAAAAUUCCUUAUUUAAAAUAUUGAUUUGGAAUGUCUUUUAAAAUAUAAAUUGAAGUUUUCCUAACAAAUUAAGACAACUUAAAGCGAAUUUGGACCAUUUUUGAAGAAAUUAUUGACAUUUUAGUACAGGAUGUCCAAAAAAUUAGAAAAAUGUUCGCCAUCUCAUAAGCUUCUCUAUAAUUAAAGUCUCAUAACUUUAAGUCAAUUCUACAUAUCUAGAUGAAAUAAAUGGCUUCUUAUAAGGAAAUACUGUGGCUAUACAGCUAUAUAGCUUACUUCCUUGGUUUCCUUGAAUUUCCACCCUUUUCAACCCUUCAAAGUUCAAAGAUGUAUCUUCUAGCUGACCAGGGAGUCAAAUAAAUCUCCUUUGAGUUAAAUUGCCAUAACUCCCACCCAGUUUAGGCAUUUAUUAGUGCAAUAACGCACCUAUAUAACCGCCUCCCUUUUUUUCUCAAUUAAUUAAUAAUUACCGUGAGAGGACUGUGAAUGAACAUAUCAUCUUAUAAUAGGGUUCGUUUUAAAGCCUCUUGGAGUAAACGGGGUCAUUUGUGCAUUAUUUGAGCGGGUUUACACUGCAGGCUUUAAAUCGAACGACAGUUGAUUUAGUGUCUUCAUAUCAUAGGACGUGCGUGUCAUAUCGUGUGAGUUUAGGUUUUUCUUUUGUUAUUUAAGGACCGUACUAAGGCCGAAAAGCCGCCCUCGCAAUUUUAAUUAAAUAAAAACGAAACCGCUGUAAUCAUAUUAAUUGUGUAGAUAAUCAAAUAAUCAAAAAACAAAAAAAAUAAUAAAGAAAA
Anthonomus grandis grandis is the source of this 7215-nucleotide messenger RNA. RefSeq names its product potassium voltage-gated channel protein Shaker (gene shaker). Lineage: Eukaryota; Metazoa; Arthropoda; Insecta; Coleoptera; Curculionidae. Gene Ontology annotation, molecular function: protein binding; delayed rectifier potassium channel activity. Bases 843 to 2507 code for a protein of 554 amino acids. The transcript has 9 exons. The record is from RefSeq and is a predicted model, not a curated record. Gene Ontology annotation, cellular component: voltage-gated potassium channel complex; membrane. Gene Ontology annotation, biological process: protein homooligomerization; potassium ion transmembrane transport.